GUCCCGGCGCCAGCAGCUGCGAGGCCCCAAAAGUGCAUCCUAGGAAGGAAAAUGCGGUGCGGACCCCUGUGCCAGCUCCUGUGGCUGUGGCCCUGUCUGUUGUGUGUUCAAGCUGUGUCCAUCUGGAAAGUCCGGGAUGACACCAAAACCCUCAUCAAAACCAUCCUCACCAGGAUCAGCGACAUUUCACACACGCAUGCAGUCUCCUCCAAACAGAGGAUCACCGGUUUGGACUUCAUUCCUGCACUCCACCCGAACCUGAGCUUGUCCAAGAUGGAUCAGACGUUGGUCCUCUACAAACACAUCCUCACCAGUCUGCCUUCCCGGAAUGUGGUCCAAAUUGCCAAUGACCUGGAGAACCUCCGGGACCUUCUGCACCUGGUAGCUGCCUCCCAAGGCUGCCCCCCACCCCGGGCCAGUGAUCUGGAGAGCCUGAACAGUCUGGAAAGCAUCCUGGAAGCCUCCCUCUACUCCACAGAGGUGGUGGCCCUGAGCAGGCUGCAGGGAUCUCUGCAUGAGAUGCUUCAGCAGCUGGACAUUGGCCCUGGGUGCUGAGGCCCUGCAGGCUGCUCUGCCCCAGGAGCCACAUCAAGGGAAGAGGCAUGCUUCUAGAUGUCUCUAAGAGAAGAGAACCUUGCACGGACGUUGCUUCUCCAGGACUCUGGCCAUUUCUCUUUUACUCCUCCAAGCCCCUCCAAAGUCCCAAGAUUCCAUUUUGCUUGAAAUCAAAGAUUCUUUGCUCACCAUGAAGACUUCCUCUCUCUCACUGCACACUCAAGUGGGACCCCAGGGAGAGAUUCAGGCUGGGAGAGGAGCCUUCGGCCCAUCAGUGCAAAGCCUCUGGGAAUUCUGGGGGAGCGUGUCUUGAAGGCUCCAUCUGGGCUAGAAGUACACAAGCAGCCAGAGUGGGGAACACACAUUAAUUUAUUAUGCCUUUGAUUCCAAGUGGAUUUGAAGCUAAGCAGCAGCCUUCCCAAGCUUUUGGGGGUGAUCAGCCAGGGCUGAGGAUAGCAUGCUCCUUGAGUGAACCCCAUUGUUGGUUCUGACCCAGAUAAACCCAUUCUCCAUGACUUGAAGAUUGGGGUUGUCUGAGUAACAGACCCUUACUUUUAGGCUUUUAGGUUUGCUGUUUGCUAACUGGUGUUGUGUCUGCUGGGAUCAGUUUUAAGUGAUGGUAAUUGCCACGGUGUUGUCCUGAGUGGACUUCCAAGGGCUCAAAUUAGUUCUUAAAAGCAGGUUAAUUUUGGCAAGUGUUGUGUGUCAGUGUGUGCACCUGUGGGUUACGGGAUGUGUUGGUGGGAUGGGGAAGGGUUCAGAAUGGAUUUCCUAAGUAAUAUGUGUGUGGUCGGCUCUUUGCACAGAGUGAGGUGAUCUGAUCUUCUGCAGCCAUUGAAGAUGGUUUUCUUGAAAGAUAACAAAAUAACAGCUUUGUCAGGGCAACUAUGAGAUUUUGCAGGUGUCGUAGAUAGAGGGUGCUGAGGGUGGGACUUGUUGGCUAGGGCAAUGGUGAGCUCAGUGAGCAAGAGUUCUACAUACCAUCUUCCAAUGAACAAUCCAUGGUUGGCCCCAGUCUGGGUUUACAGCAGUGUCCCGCUGUGACAAAUCAGGGUUCUGGUCAGUCACAUCCACAGCAAGGUCACAUUUCUCCCACCUCACCUUUCAUGGGAAUUUUAAUUUUGGGGGGAAAAUGAACUUGGAGCAGCUGAUCCCAGCCCUGGGCCAGCAGUGCUGGGUGAGGGCCAGGCCUUUAAGCCAGGCCAAGCAGGAUCACCCUGCUGCUGGAGGAUGAACAAGCAGGCUUGGGUUUUUCCAUGAUCCUGCCACUGUGAUGUUGCCCUCAUCCCUCUGUGGGCAGGCGCUCUGUCUAAGGCAACAAACCUGGAGCCUAGGCACCUGCUCCGUGCUCGUCCCUGACCGAGCCAGGGACGCUCACCCAAGAAACAUGCAAAUCCAGUCCUGCCCUAAGGGCUGGUGUGUUCUUCAGGCAAAACCCCACUUGCUGCUGUGCCAAGGCCAAGCUUCUGCACUGACAUCCACAGCCCCAGCAGGUGCCCCAUGGAGGGGUGUGAGCGUGGCACUCCCAGCAGUGCAGUUAACCCAGCUUGCGCUCCUUGGCAUGUGCAUACUUUCAGGACAAACUUUAGCAUCUGUUACUGUGCAGCCACACCCUGGCAUUUUUAAAAAGAUUUAUUUGUUUACUUGAAAAGUUGAGUUACAGAGAGGGAGGAACAGACAGCGAUCUUUCAUGCACUGGUUCACUCCCCAGAUGGCUGCAUCAGCAAGGAUUGGGCCAGACCGAAGCCUGGAGCUUCUUCCAGGUCUCCCAAGCGGAUGCAGAGGCCCAAGUCCUUCACACACUCCUGAAGUCAGUUCUGUGCAAUGCUUUUCAUUAUUGUGCACACCAGAGUUUCCACAGUGUGGAAUUUUCUCUUGUCGGUCAUGUCAGUUGGUGCUCUGAAAGCUGCGACUUUGCAAAUGAGAGCUAAGACUGUGGCAGCGGACAGGUGGCCGGAGCAGGCCUAGAGGCCAGUGCGUCCCUCAGGCCAGGUAACACCGAGGCACAACUUAGAGCAGGGUGCACAGGAGUGCUCUCUGCAAGAGAGGUGCUUUGGCGGCCCUGAAGAACAUGAGCUGCCUGCAGGGAGGAGGUGGUUGUGUGCAGGUGUGAGUGCGAUGGGCAAGCGACAGCGACAGGUGGAGAGGAAAGAGGUGGGAGGGAGAGGGGCAUGUUGAGGGACUAAGGAGUCAGAUGGCCAGGUAGUUCAGAGUCCUAGUUCUGGAGCAGAGGCUGUGUGGUGGCCGGGUGGGACCUGCUCAGGAAGCCGUGACUUAGGUCAUGGGUUGAGGCGUCUGGGGCUUUCUGCUCCCAAAACCUGGCACGGCAGCCUGUGAUCAAGAAAGGGAAGCUUUCCAAAUGCAAGUGAUUUUCUUUCUUUCUAUUUUAUUUUUUUGCAUUAUUUAAAAAUGUUGAAAAUAGAUCUUUGAAGAAA
This is a messenger RNA of Ochotona curzoniae (black-lipped pika), 2990 nucleotides long. RefSeq names its product leptin (gene LEP). Gene Ontology annotation, cellular component: extracellular region. Gene Ontology annotation, molecular function: hormone activity; peptide hormone receptor binding. The transcript is spliced from 3 exons. Lineage: Eukaryota; Metazoa; Chordata; Mammalia; Lagomorpha; Ochotonidae. The coding region runs from base 52 to 555 and encodes 167 amino acids. The record is from RefSeq and is a predicted model, not a curated record. Gene Ontology annotation, biological process: positive regulation of TOR signaling; positive regulation of p38MAPK cascade; positive regulation of phosphatidylinositol 3-kinase/protein kinase B signal transduction.